AUGUCUUCCGCACAAGCAAUUUCACCAGAAGUGCAAGAAUAUUUAGAUCAUGUUGUUUCCAAACUUCCAGAAAGUAGUUGGUCUUUUAUGCAAGGGUUUUUGAUAGGCCAAUUAUCGGUAGUGAUUUUGGUGUUCGCUUUUAUAAAGUAUAUGUUACUGGAAGACGUGAAAAAAGAUAGUCCUCAGCGUCCUCUUCCCAUUCCUACGCCUCUGACUCCGAAAACAGAUUCAUCUUCACCAGUAUCAACUAUUUUAUCAAAAACUUUAUAUGAUCCAGCUUAUCACCCACCUGAAUCAACAGCAUGGCUUAAUGUUCUAAUUGGACAGGCCAUAUAUCAAUAUCGAGAUGAUGCUAAAACGGACAAUCGUUUGGUACGCAUGGUUGAUGAAAUAUUGAACGGUGGUGUGAGACCUGAUUUUGUGGGUCCCAUAGAGGUUACGCGCCUAGAUAUUGGAGAAGAGUUUCCUGUUUUUAAUAAUGCUCGAAUAAGAUCGGCGGAUUCCAUAGGAAAAAUGAGAGUUGAAGUUGAUUGUGAUUAUUGCGAUCAAAUCACACUUGGAAUUGAUACUCAAAUACUUAUUAAUUGGCCCAAACCAAAAAUCGCCGUUUUACCAAUUUCAUUAGUAUUAUCUGUGAUCAAAUUUUCUUCUACGAUAACUUUGGAGAUAGUGACUACUCCGGAAUCCUCUUAUAUUUUAGUCUCUAUAUUACCGGAUUUCAUUCUCGAAUUUAAUGUUCAAUCAUUAAUAGGCUCACGAUCAAAACUUGAGGAUAUUCCUAAAAUCACUCAUAUCAUAACAUCUAAAUUACGAAACGCGUUUUGUGAAAAAUUCGUGUAUCCUAACUUUAAAAAAAUCAAAAUACCUGAUUUGUGGAGCGGAAAUAAGAAAUCUAGGAAUUCGGAUCAUCUUUCAUCAGUAAAUUCACCAAACGCUUUUGGAGAUGAAGAAAUAGUUGAUUCAACUACGACUUCUUCAACACUACCUGAAGGAUUGAGGCAUCGUAAUAAUGUUAUGGGAGAUUAUCCGAUAGUGCAGGAUACUGUUUUUCUCACACACGGUGUACAAACCACGACACAAGCUUAG
This is a messenger RNA of Funneliformis geosporum, 1086 nucleotides long. The record is from the annotation of a GenBank genome assembly. NCBI's taxonomy places the organism in Eukaryota, Fungi, Glomeromycota, Glomeromycetes, Glomerales, Glomeraceae.